AUGGCUCCUAAAGUAGCUAUCGUCUUUUACUCCAUGUACGGCCACAUCCAAAAGCUUGCCGAAGCUGAAAAGGAAGGCCUCAAGAAAGCCGGAAUUGAAGCCGACCUCUACCAAGUUGCGGAAACUCUUCCCCAAGAUGUCUUGGCUAAGAUGCACGCUCCGCCCAAAUCAAGCAUUCCAAUCAUCGAUCCAGCAACCCUGGCGAAUUAUGACGCAUUCCUCUUCGGCAUCCCAACCAGAUACGGCAAUUUCCCCGCCCAAUGGAAAGCCUUCUGGGACGCCACCGGCACCCAAUGGCAAACCGGUGGUUACUGGGGUAAAUACGCUGGAAUCUUCGUUUCCAGUGCUACCCCAGGUGGUGGACAAGAAAGCACCGUCAUUGCCUCUUUGUCUACUUUGACUCAUCAUGGUAUCAUUUAUGUUCCACUGGGCUAUGCCAAAUCGUUCCCUCAACUCGCCAAUUUGACGGAGGUGAGGGGUGGUUCACCUUGGGGCGCGGGAACUUUCGCCGCCGCCGAUGGAUCUCGCCAACCCUCUCCACUCGAACUGGAGCUUGCUACCAUCCAAGGCGAGGAAUUUGGAAAGGCCAUCAGCAAGGGUUCUGCGACAACCACGAAUGGUGGCAAAGUAAAGCCAGAAACGACAGUGGCGGAUAGCAACGGAGCAACGAAACAUACCCAACAAACAAAUCAGAGAACAGAUAUAGUGCAAGCCGGAGGAGAAACGGGUGCCAAAGUUAAGGAAGGCCCAUGUGGCUUACCUGCAAAGUGCAUAAUCCAGUAA
Sclerotinia borealis F-4128 is the source of this 783-nucleotide messenger RNA. The record is from the annotation of a GenBank genome assembly. NCBI's taxonomy places the organism in Eukaryota, Fungi, Ascomycota, Leotiomycetes, Helotiales, Sclerotiniaceae.